GAUAGUCAGAAAAUCGUAGUAGCGCUCGAUCGUAUGAGUGGGGAUCUAAGUUGGAUCUAAGAUCGAGGAACCCGCCACAGCGCUAAGGGCGCAGCCGACGGAUUAUACUUGCCCCAAAGCGGGCAUGUAUGUCGGACUACCGCCACCACCUUCCGCUCUUGCUGCUAAGCUUCAGCUCCAGCCCUUCAGAAGGACGUCUUGUACGCCACACUAUACAGCAAUUGAAUUCAACGAAAUGCAAUGGUCAAAGAGCAACGAGAACAUGCCAUCAUGAGUCCGACGUGACAGGGCUUCCAUUCGCGGUGGCUAGGGCCAGCGUUCUGCGCGCGAUGACGAAGGCCCGGUGUUCGCUGAGGAUGUCGCGCGCUUUUCCUAUCGUUAUGGCGUUCACAGAGCUCCGAGUCCGAGGGCGCAGGCUGUAUGCGUGAGUCUGAGCGGCCCCGCUAGCGCCGUCUUGCGCUAUAUGGGUGGUAGUGCCGGGUGUCUGAGAGAGCUAAGAGCGGAACCUCCGCGAGCGAUCGAGACGCUGGGGA
This is a messenger RNA of Rhodofomes roseus, 533 nucleotides long. RefSeq lists its product as uncharacterized. The coding region runs from base 129 to 428 and encodes 99 amino acids. The record is from RefSeq and is a predicted model, not a curated record. NCBI's taxonomy places the organism in Eukaryota, Fungi, Basidiomycota, Agaricomycetes, Polyporales, Fomitopsidaceae. The transcript is spliced from 3 exons.